AUGUCGAGUCAAUUUGAAAACAUUCCCGGAGGCUCUUAUCGUUUGAACACAGGUUAUUAUAUUCCUCUUGUUGGGUUUGGAACAUACAAAGUUGUUGGAGAGAGUGUGAGUUAUUAUUCGUUUUUUUUCUGCAAAAAAACUCGAUGUUUAGGUUUUGCCAGCAAUUGAUGCUGCUCUAACUGCUGGAUAUCGACUUUUUGACACUGCCAAAUAUUAUAAGAAUGAGAAGGAAAUCGGUGAAGCUUUGAAAGUUCUUCUUCCAAAGCAUAAUCUAAAAAGAUCAGACAUUUUCAUCACAUCGAAAAUGUUCCCAACUUUUCCAAAUACAUUGGAAGCAGCAAAGUUUGAUUUUGAAGAAAGUAUGAGAGAUUUACAAAUUGAUUAUAUUGAUAUGUAUCUUGUACAUUUCCCAAAACCAAAUGCUACUAAAGAUGAUGACCCAAAAAAUCCGGAAUAUCGUAAAAUUGUUUAUCAAACUUUGGAAAAAUAUUAUGAAGCUGGACGAGUCCGAUCUAUUGGUAUUUCGAAUUACGAAAUCCGUCAUAUCGAGGAUCUCAAAACCUAUGCCAAUAUUCAACCAGUUGCAAAUCAACUCGAAUAUCAUCCACAUUUUGCACGAAUUGAAUUGAAAAAAUAUUGCGAUGAUAACGGAAUUUACUUCCAAGUUAGUUUUGUUUUCAAACAUUCCCACUUACAACAAUCUAUUAUUCCAGGCAUUUUCAUCAUUGGCUCGACAUGAACCAGCUCUCAUCGAAGAUCCAACUGUUGUUCAACUCGCUGCCAAACACAAUACCACUGUUCCUCUUGUUCUUCUCGCUUGGGCACUUUGCCAAGGUGUUGGAAUUGUUCCAAAAUCUGUAACACCAUCAAGAAUUGCUGAGAACUUCAAAGUGAUUAAUAUCAAGUUGACAAGUGAAGAGAUUGAAAGUUUGCGAAAAUUGAAUAAAGACCAACAUUAUAUUAGAUGUCAUGGAUGGCUCGUCGAAUAUUGA
Molecule: messenger RNA, 992 nt
Organism: Caenorhabditis angaria
Lineage: Eukaryota; Metazoa; Nematoda; Chromadorea; Rhabditida; Rhabditidae
Source: the annotation of a GenBank genome assembly